This is a messenger RNA of Camellia sinensis, 976 nucleotides long. The record is from RefSeq and is a predicted model, not a curated record. NCBI's taxonomy places the organism in Eukaryota, Viridiplantae, Streptophyta, Magnoliopsida, Ericales, Theaceae.
AAAUAGGGCGGCUACACAUGAGUCAUGACAUCUUUUUAUCUGCUUGGUGGUAGCUUACUCCACUAGUAUAAAUAUACAUUCUAGGGUUAGGUUAUGGUGUCAACCCACUCAAACCUGUCUUUUUCUCAAGCUCUCCACACCAUUCUUGAAACCAUCUUCUGGGUUUUGAUCAAUAAAUUGAUCGGAAAACUUAGCUUCCUCUUUGAAGAGAAAUAGGGUUACAGAAUCAUGAAGAAGCGGCAAGUAGUCGUCAGAAGGGAUGGAUCUAGCAAAAGUACCAGUACUUCGGUUUAUAGGAGCGUGCGAUAUGCAGAGUGUCAGAAAAACCAUGCAGCAAACAUCGGAGGAUACGCUGUGGAUGGUUGUAGAGAAUUCAUGGCAAGCGGGGAGGAAGGGACCAAUGGGGUGCUAACGUGCGCUGCUUGUGGCUGCCAUAGGAAUUUCCACAGAAGGGAAGUGGAAACUGAGGUAGUUUGUGAUUCUUCUGCCUAGCAUAAAUUCAUGUUUGACAGAGUUAUUUGUGUGUGGGAAUUGGGAAAUGGGAAUUUGAUUUUUAUAGUUUUUUAGUUUUGUGGUUGGGAUUGUUGUACAUGUACAGUGAUUGCACAAAAAUAAUUUCCUCCAAAUAAAUAAAUAAAUAUGAAUCUUGUAAUUUAAAAAAACAAAAACAAAAAUUAAAGACAUCGAAAGUAAAUUAAUUUCAAGGGUUGUUGUCUGAGGGCAAGAGUAGGCUUUCUCCCUUAUCUUUUUUAUACUUGAUUUUGUAAUUUAAAGCGGAUUGAAGCUUUGUGAAAGGCGCCUGGGCGCAAUAGGGAAGUUGAAGAAAUAAUAUUUACUCAUAUUUCUCAAGGUUAACUUUAUUGUUGAGGAUCUGAAGGAAGGGUAUGAGAAUUGAGAAGAAAAAAUCUUCAUUGGUUAUGUAAGAUUCUUGAUCAAGUAGUAAUUUGAAUUGUAUGAAGUAUGAGCAUCUUUGUUA